AUGAAUCACAAAAUUCUCAACUCUCCUAAUCCUGACACCAACGAACUUCCUACUUCUCUCCCAAAUGGUGCCGGGGCGAGACUUGUCCUGCUUGGGGAGCAGAUUCCUCUCAUGUCAAUGGGUUCUCGAGAGUGGUGGCCGACUGCAGUCUCGGAUAAAGUGCGCAGCAAAUUACUCCGAAGGAUCGUAAACGAGGGGCUACUUCUUCCAAUUUUGCUCUCGAUAUUCUCGGAGAUCUAUACUACAACGGCCCUGCCAGCAGAUGAAGAGCCAAAACGGCAGGUCACAGGCAAGCGUCGCGUUCGCCUUACCUAUGGCCAGUCUCCUAUUUCAGACUUUGGUAUUGUGAAAGGUUCUACCCGUGUAGUCGACAGGGACCGCCUUGCAUACUACAAUAUGGACGAUGAUGAAUUUCUCAUGGGUCAGGAUCCUGAAGAUCAUUACAGGAUAUUCAUAAAGGAACGACGUCCAGAUCAGGGAGGCCAUUGA
Molecule: messenger RNA, 489 nt
Organism: Psilocybe cubensis
Lineage: Eukaryota; Fungi; Basidiomycota; Agaricomycetes; Agaricales; Agrocybaceae
Exons: 2
Coding region: 1-489 (162 amino acids)
Source: RefSeq, a predicted model, not a curated record